This is a messenger RNA of Podarcis raffonei (Aeolian wall lizard), 2724 nucleotides long. RefSeq names its product vomeronasal type-2 receptor 26-like. Gene Ontology annotation, molecular function: G protein-coupled receptor activity. The transcript has 7 exons. Gene Ontology annotation, cellular component: membrane. The record is from RefSeq and is a predicted model, not a curated record. NCBI's taxonomy places the organism in Eukaryota, Metazoa, Chordata, Lepidosauria, Squamata, Lacertidae. The coding region runs from base 1 to 2724 and encodes 907 amino acids. Gene Ontology annotation, biological process: G protein-coupled receptor signaling pathway.
AUGAAGGAGAAUAUAAUGAAUAUUUUGAAUAUAAUAGAAUACUUGGAGGCUAAAAAUGAAAAGAAAGUGGCAAUGAUGUUUAUAGACGCUGAAAAAGCCUUCGAUAAUGUUUCUUGGAAGUUCAUGAUAAAGCUGUUAGAACAAAUCAGAAGUGGUCCCACGUUUUUAAAAGCAAUAGGAGCAAUCUAUUCAGAACAAAAAGCCAAACUAAUUAUAAAUCAGGUGAUAACGGAUGACUAUAAGAUCCAAAAAGGAACAAGACAAGGAUGCCCAUUAUCACCAUUAUUGUUUAUUCUGGUCUUGGAAGUACUUGCCAAAAACAUAAGAGCAAAUAAAGAGAUUGCAGGUGUAAAAACUGGGAAAAGUGAAUUCAAGUUAAAAGCGUAUGCAGAUGACCUAGUGAUAACAGUGGAAGAACCUAAAACUUCACUCCCUAAAUAUCAUCAGCCAGGAGACCUCAUCAUCGGAGCCAUUGCUUCCCAGGCUUUCAUAAUCUCCAAUCGAAUCAGCUUCACUGAAGAACCCCCACCACCUUUGUUUGAAGAGCUUGCUGCAAUACCUAAGAAUUAUCAGCACAUCCUGGCCUUGGCAUUUGCAGUAAAAGAGAUUAAUGAAAACUUUCACCUCUUGCCCAAUAUCACCUUGGGUUUCCACAUUUAUGAUAACUAUUAUACUGAUAAGUGGACCUACCAUGCUACAAUGCUACUUAUAUACACACUGGGAAGAUUUGUGCCAAAUUACCAAUGUGAUGUCCAAACAAACCUGAUUGGAGUCAUUGGGGGACUGGACCCCCCAACCUCACUUCAAGUGGCAAGACUUGUGGAUAUUUUCAAAAUUCCACAGCUCAUUUAUGGCCCUGCUCCAGUGAUGAAUGAUAAAACACCAGGUAUCCCAUUCUACCAGAUGGUGCCCAGAGAAGACAGUCAGUUUGCAGGGAUUCUUUCUUUGCUGCUGCAUUUCAGGUGGACAUGGAUUGGGCUCCUAACUAUGGAUAAUGACAAUGGAGAAAGAUUUGUGCAAAAUGUAUCUCCGCCUUUUUCUCAGAGUGGUAUCUGCUUUGCCUUCAUAGAAAGAACCCAAACGUUUACUGUUGUCACUGAAAUUAAUGAGAUGUUUAACAAGGGGGGUAAAAUACAUGACAAAAUCAUAGAUAGUAAAGCCAGUGUAGUGGUGGCAUAUGGAGAAUCCUAUGGGAUUGUGUUCUUGAGAUGGUUUCCAUAUCUGUCAGAACAAGAACAUAUAAGGAAGAAGUCAAAAGGUAUUGUGUGGAUAAUAACAGCCCAGGGGGAGUUCAAUUCAAUGGUCUAUCAAAGAACAUGGGAUACAGAAAUGUUCCAUGGAUCUCUCUCAUUUACAAUUCACUCCAAUGAUCUACCAGGAUUUCAAGAAUUUGUUAGAAACAGAAACCCAUCCAGCACCACAGGAGAUGGUUUUAUCAAGGACUUCUGGCAACAGGCUUUUGGCUGUCUCCACGAGUUUUUGAAAAGGGUCUCAUUUAACAAUAGUGCUGGGGAGAGAGUCUCCUUUGACCAGAAUGGGGAGUUUGCAGCUGGCUUUGAUAUUGAUAACUGGAUAUUCCUAAAAAAUGAAUCCUUUCAUAGAAUAAAAGUUGGGAGGACCGACCCCCUGGCUUCUCCAGACCAAGUGUUCACCAUCAAUGAGAAUGUCAUAACAUGGCACAAGGGAUUUAAUCAGGCACAGCCUCUUUCUGUCUGUACUGGGAGCUGCAAUCCUGGUUUUAGCAAAAAAGUGAAGGAGGGGGAGGCAUCUUGCUGCUAUGAUUGUAUCCCAUGCCCAGGAGGGAAGAUUUCAGAUCAAAUUGAUAUGAAUGAUUGUCAUAAAUGCACAAAUGAAAAAUAUGCAAACAAAAAGCAGGAUUUUUGUAUUCCCAAGAAUUUCAGCUUUCUGUCUUAUGAAGAACCUUUGAGUCUCUGCUUAAUUACUUUAGCUCUUUCAUUUUCUAUGAUGACAGCUUUAGUGCUAGGAAUAUUUAUGAAGCACCACAACACUCCCAUUGUCAAAGCUAACAACCGGGACCUCACCUAUACUCUGCUCAUCUCCCUGUUCCUCUGCUUCCUUUGUGCAUUUUUAUUUAUUGGACAACCCCAGAAGGUAAUGUGUUUCCUUCGACAAACUACUUUCAGCAUCAUUUUCUCAGUCGCUGUUUCUUGUGUGCUGGCAAAAACGACCACAGUGGUUCUGGCUUUCAUGGCCACCAAACCUGGAUCCAAAAUGAGGAAGUGGGUGGGGAAGAGUUUGGCCAACUCCAUUGUUCUUUCCUGCUCCCUCAUCCAAGCACUUAUUUGUACUGUUUGGCUUGCAACCUCUCCCCCAUUCCCAGAUGUUGACAUGCACUCCUUGACUUCAGAAAUUGUAUUAGAAUGCAAUGAGGGGUGUGUGACUAUGUUCUACUGUGUUCUUGGCUACAUGGGCCUCCUGGCAACAGUCAGUUUCACUGUGGCUUUCCUUUCCAGAAAGUUACCCGACACUUUCAAUGAAGCCAAGUUCAUCACUUUCAGCAUGUUGGUCUUUUGCAGUGUUUGGUUAUCGUUUAUUCCCUCCUACCUGAGCACAAAGGGAAAAUACAUGGUUGCAGUGGAGAUCUUCUCUAUUUUAGCCUCCAGUGCUGGACUGCUGGGUUGCAUCUUUGCACCCAAAUGUUACAUUAUUAUGCUAAGGCCUGAAUUGAACAGCAAGAAACAUCUAAUAAGUAGAAAGGAUUGA